Molecule: messenger RNA, 3960 nt
Organism: Drosophila ananassae
Lineage: Eukaryota; Metazoa; Arthropoda; Insecta; Diptera; Drosophilidae
Exons: 13
Coding region: 1390-3480 (696 amino acids)
Biological process (GO): Ras protein signal transduction; positive regulation of GTPase activity
Cellular component (GO): plasma membrane
Molecular function (GO): guanyl-nucleotide exchange factor activity
Source: RefSeq, a predicted model, not a curated record
AAGCUGGUUGGACGCUACCAUGCAAAGGAUCUGCGGCAAUAGUCCUGGCGGGAUCAGCCUUGUGGGGUUUACCCCAAGUCUGAUGUUAGCGGGGGGGUGUUGUAGUGGGGUUUAAAACCGCAGACCCUGUGCUUACUAGUGCCACCUAGCGGGCGGUACGGGUGGUAAAUUGGCAACAUUAGACGUAGGGAUUAGGCAGGACUGCAUUUGCUUUAGCGUUUUAGGAGUAGCAGAAGUCUAGCCCUGGCAGUAAGCCAUCUUGUAGAAACUGAGAUCGAGAAUCUCGUGCUUUCUUUUGGAAUCAGACUCUGGACCGGCACGGAUGUACGUCAGAUCCAGAUCCAUCCACAAAUUUCUGGUUGAAGCUAUCGCCGAGUAACCCCAGCUUUGGAGCCGAAGGAGGCGAGCAUAGGAACGCUAAUUCCUGCCCCGAGAGGGCAGCUAGAUUCCCCAUACCGACCAGAACCAGAACUCCGCCAGUCAACAUUAUCUACGCCAAGCCCAUCAUCCCAGCCCAGCGCAUAUCAGCAUCAAUUGGUUUGCGGUGUUGUUUUCGUAGGGUGAUCGUCAGAUACAAGAAAAGAGAAGACAAAAGCUCGUGUCUGGUUUAGUCUGCGCGUUGCUGAUAGACAGCUAAGAACUCCGUGCGUUUAGCUCCCAAACAAAUACCCAAAAUUUAGGGAACGCCGCGAUGAUGGCAAAGGUGUCGUCCAUGCCAAGUGUCAUCAAAACCACAUGAAGUCUUUAGUUAAUCUAAAUACAAAGUAUAAUCUAAAAACCUAGUUUAGAAAAUUUAAAAUCGGUACAAAGUUAAAAUCGGUUAAAAAAAUGAGGUUAAAACCACAAGCUAAAAUUGUGUAAAAAUAUACAAAUUAAAAAGGAAAGAAAAAUAUAAGAAAAUAAGGAAUAGAUCAAAAACGGGUGUGAUGUAAAUUCGAACAGAUGAUUAUUAGAAACGAGUAAGAAGUUGAAUUAGAAGAGGGCGAAAUUGAAUAAAAACGCCGAUAAGACAAAUUCGGUUAAGUCUCGACGUGGGUGUGUGUGCUGAAAAAUUUUAGUCUUCGCGAGUCGCUUUGGACUUGCAUUUAUUUACAGACUUCUUAAGACACCUCCGACAUUUGGAAGCGCUUUCAACGGUGGAGUAUAUCAGAUACUUUCUAAUCCUUCUCGUAAUUGACGUUUGAUUGGACUUUUCCGACCAUGAGGAGAGCCACCCAGCCACCUGCCCGCUGCGUGGUCAUGCAUUAAGCAGGCGGAGCCGCACAAAAAGCCUUUCCAGCAGAAAGCCGUACUCCCAACCACCCAACCGGCCUUCCACGCACCCCCACUAAGACCCCAGCACCCAACACACACAUGACCGCGUCAGAAGCGGCGAAACGAACGUGACACAUGGCGAUGUACUUUUAUGCCAGUAAGAUAUCUGCCAUCGCCUGCGGAACGCGCUGCCGCCAGACCGUGCUGCAGAAGUCGCGUGGGCAACGCGAUCGCGACAAAUGUCGUCAGCACAACCACCGGAGGCACCACCGCCGGCGGUGUCAAAUUAGCAGUGGCAGCAGCUCCGACAGCGAGUCUGCGGAUGACUGCUGUCCCGAAAGUGACCAAACGGCAGCAGUAUUAGAAGCAGGCCCAGAAGGCGGGCCAGGAGUGCAUCCCCUUGCCACUGAUGGCGGAAUUUUCUCGCUGGAUCCAGGACAUUUGGCAGCGGAGUCGGUACUCCUCGGGAGUGGCGGCAUUCGCUAUAGACGACGGCACAGCGCCGAGCAGUUGAGUGCCCACGACCUGGAAAUGGGGUUUCAGCAAAUGGAGCUUGGCACUUUAAAGCCCGUUGAAUCGAGGAACGAUGACACCGUUCAAUAUGAUGUGCCCAAAAAUCCGCACAAACGCAGCCAAUGUGAUAUUAAUUUUGAGAGCUCAGUUUUGGGGUCCGGUGGCAUUUUGUACAUAAAUGGUAAAACAGUUUCUGGGCCAUUGGACUCCCUGAUCGAAUCGCUUUUACCUAAAAAUGUCAUCGAUUUAGAUAAGGAAUUUGUAUUCUCGUUUUUACUGUCGUCCCGCCUGUUCCUGCGACCCCACGAGCUGCUGGGCAAACUCCUGGACUCGGUACCUGAAAGCGAAUGCUUAGAAUCAUUAGUUGCCCUUCUGACCGAGUGGGCCACCAAGUUUCCCUACGACUACCGGGAUGAGCGGAUGAUGAGCCAUGUCAAACAUAUCGUUGCCAGAUGUUCCAAUUCGCAUUUGGAAGCCGUUGUCUCCCAAACACUGAGUGCCUUACUAAAACGUUUGACUGAUUUAGAGAGACACGAGGCGGACCUUCGAGCCUGCCAGACCAAUGACAAGUCUGUAGCCAACACUCCACUCAAUUGUCCGACGGCCACGCAGUACGCACAAAUAGUAUGCCGGCUGGAGAAAAAACUGGCCAAGCACAUUGGCGGAGAGGAGUUCCUCCAGUGCAGCAGCAUGAUUCUGCUCGACAAGCAGAAGAAAUGGGACCAACCAUCCUCGUCGGGCGGACCGCCAGGAGCCCAGGAUCCAAAGAAGACGUGCAACCUGGAGACCUACCUGGAUUGGUCGGCACGUCUGCGUCUGUUUGUCUGCAAUGAGAUACUGCAGAGCGGCGGCAUCGAGCAGCGCAGCCGAACUGUGGAGCUCUGGAGCGGGGUGGCCCAAUACUGCCUGCUUGUGGGGAACUACAAUAGUGCCACCGCCAUUUUGGAGUCCCUGGAAUCUCCGGCCAUAGCCCGGCUUAAAAUAACGUGGAGCAAAUUGCAAGUGACGUGCCAACAAUUGGACUGCAUGCAGCGCCAUGCCGAGGGCCAUGGGCAUUUGUGGCAGAAGCAGGCCACCGUCUUAAACGAGCAACAGGAAGGACUCAAGACUGAUAAGCAGACCAAGGAGCGGAAAGAACCUCUGGAGGAAAAGACGAGUACAGGGGCAGCUGUCCCGGCUACAAAAGCUACUGGUGCCACGGCAUCCGAAGAAAAGCCCUCGAACAGUGAACGAAUGGCUGGCGUAACAGGAGCUGUCGAAAUAGCUUCCGUUCCUGCGGCUACUGGCAACAAUGACGGGGAGGCAGCAACAACAACAGCCACUCCAGCAGCAGCACCACCAUCCAACCCGACAACAGCAGCAAUUUCGGCCACACCAUUAGCAGCGAGUGGCAAGCCCAAUGAUUGGGUUGUUAUUCCGGUGUUUGCGGAUAUUGUUAAGCUGGCCCUGGGCGAGCGGGAGAACUGUUUGCAGCGCUUAGCAAAUGGCCACAUCAAUAUGGCAGCCUUCGAUCGCAUGGCGGCCAUUGUUGGGGCAUUCACCAAGCACAUGCAGGCGGUGAAGGCCGCCCAGGCGCCAUCUAGCGGGGAGUACGAGCACUUCUGCUGGCACAUGCAGCAAACAACGAAACUUGGCGAGGCGGAAUUAAUGAUGGCUUCAUUCGACUGCGAAGAACCAAAUAAUGCCGAAAAACUGAUGUACGACUUAAACUAGCCAUACAGGAUUAACUAUUUGUACCAUCUAACUAAUAAUACCGACUAAGAUUGCAUUUAAUGAUAAGUAAAUAAAUACUGUACAUACAUGGUAGUUCAAGCACGAUAAAAAAAAACUAAGUAGCUAAGAAUACAUAUAUUAAUAGAAAAACUAUACAAUAAGAGUUAAUGUAUGUGGACAAGGAUCAUGUGUAAACUAUCCAAUAAAAUGAAAAUAUUUGGAAUAAAAAUGCUUUUAUUCAAUCAAUCGUUUUCAAUCAAAAUGUUGUAGUUACAAUUUGAAUAUAUAAUUAUUUUGCGAAAAAAUUCCAUUCAAUGGAAAAGUUUGGUUUCUUUCAAAACGGAUUAAAAAUAAUUUUAGACCGAAAGCAUCUGUGCAAAUUUUGGAGCGAAAAAGUAUACAUAUUAUUCUCGAUAUUGAACUCCAGUGAACCACAUUAAAGGCAGAUAUUCGCAGAAUAUAUUUACAUUAUUUAUUUUA